Penicillium waksmanii is the source of this 1077-nucleotide messenger RNA. RefSeq lists its product as uncharacterized. The record is from RefSeq and is a predicted model, not a curated record. Lineage: Eukaryota; Fungi; Ascomycota; Eurotiomycetes; Eurotiales; Aspergillaceae. Bases 1 to 1077 code for a protein of 358 amino acids. The transcript has 5 exons.
AUGAAAUUACAAUCGAAGGACUUCAUUCGACUGAUAUUUCUCGCUAUCAAAUUCCAUCUCACUCUUGCUUUACCAUCUUCUCCUCAGCCGUACUCUUGGACAGGCUCUUCUGGUGACGAUGAAUUAUCGGAGAUUUCCCCUCUACGAGGCCACCCAAGCCUACUAGGUGUGAUCGCGAACGAAGUCAAUUCCGAAAGCAGUGCCAGUGUACCCUCCGACAAGUACGGGCUUGCUCCAGGACAAGAUGCUAGUGCCGAACUUGGCAUUCCUUUCACGUUCGAAGACACAGCCAACCCCCAACCUAUUCGAGGCGACCUCGGCUCUACCGAUCCUGGUCCCAGAACCUAUAACUACGAUCGCCUUAACCCAGACACACUCGCUCCUCCAGGCUCGGAUAAUGGAGUACAUAACCUCUCUCUGGCGACUGCCAUGGCCGGGGUGGAUAUGAAAUUGGCCGCAUGGGUUUAUGGAGAGCUGCAUUGGCACAAAGCUAAUGAAUGGGGCUUGAUACUCAACGGGAGUGUUCGUCUCCAGACAAUGAACGAGGACGGCCAGACCUUUGUCGAUGACCUCACAGAGGGAGAUGUGGGAGACUUUGAUGACGGCGGCACUAGUCUGGCCUCGGAAAUGUUCCACCGUAAUUCGAAGGACGUUUUGUCUAAGAACCUGCAGGCACCACUGUCUGACUUCGAUGAUCCUCCGAAAGACCAACUUUAUAUUUUCAAUGGCACGCCGGCGCCAAAGGACCUCAAGGAGCAGAAUGUGACGGGGCCCGGAGGGUUGCAGCUGGCGCAGAAAGCUACACCUACCAUUUAUCGAAGCAAAAAGCAUACGAGACCCCAUGCUGCUCUGGUGACCAUCAAACCAGGGGCCAUGAGGGAAAUACAUUGGCACGGCAUAAGCGACGAGUGGGGGUUCUUCAUUUCGGGGAAUGCCCGUGUCAGCGUAUACAUUGCACCUACUUCAGGCGCGACAUUUGAUUUCUCCGCGGGCGAUGUUUCAUACGUUCCUGCGAAGGCCUCGCACUAUAUUGAGAACAUCGGGAACGAAGAUAUUGUUUUUCUUGAGGCCCUCUAA